This is a messenger RNA of Grammomys surdaster, 4114 nucleotides long. RefSeq names its product sialophorin (gene Spn). The transcript has 3 exons. The record is from RefSeq and is a predicted model, not a curated record. Gene Ontology annotation, cellular component: external side of plasma membrane. Bases 361 to 1605 code for a protein of 414 amino acids. Gene Ontology annotation, biological process: cell surface receptor signaling pathway; regulation of immune response; defense response to bacterium. NCBI's taxonomy places the organism in Eukaryota, Metazoa, Chordata, Mammalia, Rodentia, Muridae. Gene Ontology annotation, molecular function: heat shock protein binding; transmembrane signaling receptor activity.
GAGACAAAGUCUCUUACUAUAAUGGUUAGUGUAGUCUGUUCACUUGACGGGAUCUAGAAUCACCUAGAAAACAGCCUCUGGCACACAUCUUGAUUAAGUUGAGGUGGAAAGACCUACCCUGGAAGCAGGCUUCAACAGUUCCGUGGCCUUGGGUCCUGAGCUGCACAAAAGGCGGAAGGAAAGAAGGAAGAAAGGAAGGAAGGAAAGAAGGAAGGAAGGAGCAGGAACCCUGGGUCCUCUGCUUUCUAGCUACAGAUUCAAUGUGAGCAGAGGCCUCAAGCUCCAGCUGUCAAGACCACAGUGGACCCAGCUGUCCCAGCUCCUGCUCCCGCCUGUCACCUGUCGUCUGUCGCUCUGGAGAUGGCUUUGCUUCUCCUCCUCAUUGGAGGCUUCUGGGCCCAGGUGGUGAGCUCAGUAAGUCUGCAGAACACAACGAUGUUGGCAUCUACCCCACAUAUCAAGACCCCAAGUACCUCUGAAGCCUUGAGUGUCGUCAACUCAUCAACCUCUAUGGGGCCAGUGACAGUGGGCACUAAUGAGACCAUCACUAUGGGGCCAGUGACAGUGGGCACUAAUGAGACCAUCACUAUGGGGCCAGUGACAGUGGACACUAAGGAGAUCAUCAGCCCCUGGAGUCAGACCCCAACCCCAGCUCCUUCGAUCCCCUUGGGAACUAUUGAAUUGCCUUUUUGGGGGACUUCUGCUGGUACCAGCAUGACCACCCCUGUACCUGAGUCUACAACCUCUCAGCAAGUUUCCAGCAAGACCUCGGUACUGGUUCCAGGACAACCAGAUGUAGCCAAUGACCCUCCUGUCACUGCAACCAAUCCUGUGACAGACAGAACUGUGGCAUCUAUCGCUCUAGAAACCAUUAAAGGGCCCAGUGCACCCCCAGUCACUGUGACAACAAGCUCUGCAGAGACCAGUGGACCCUCUGUGGCUACAACAGUAAGCUCCAAGACCAGUGGUCCCCCUGUCACCAUGGCUACUGGGUCUCUGGAGCCCUCUAAUGAGAUGCAUGGACUCCCUGCCACCAAAGCAGCCAGUUCUGUGGAGAGUUCCAGUGUGGCCCGUGGCACCACCAUCUCCAGCAUAAAAACAUCCACGAUGUCUACUCCAGAUCCCAUAACCACUAGAUCGCCAUGGCAAGGAUCAAGUGGCAUGUUGCUAGUGCCCAUGCUCAUUGCCUUGAUGGUGGUUUUGGCCCUCGUGGCUCUACUGCUGUUAUGGCGCCAGAGGCAGAAGCGCAGGACUGGGGCCCUGACCCUGAGCAGGGGUGGAAAACGAAAUGGGGUGAUGGAUGCCUGGGCCGGGCCAGCCCAGGUUCCUGAUGAAGAAGCCACAACCACGUCAGGGUCAGGGGGCAACAAGGGCUCUGGGGUGCUGGAGACAGAGGCCUCCAGACAGCGGCCCACGCUCACCACUUUCUUCAGCAGACGGAAGUCUCGCCAGGGCUCUUUAGUACUAGAAGAGCUGAAGCCUGAGUCAGGUCCCAACCUGAAAGGGGAGGAAGAGCCACUUAUGGGCAGUGAGUCUGAAGCUGUGGAAACCCCAACUUCUGACGGGCCACAAGCCAAAGAUGGGGCUGCACCUCAAUCUCUAUGAGCAACAGGCGUUCGUCCAACCUGCUCCUUAACCCUGGAUCCUGCUGUCAGCUGCCUCACACUCCGCAUUUGUGAAUAUUUGUGGACUAAAUUCAUUCAUCAUUCAUUCAUUCUUCAUCCAUUCAUUUCCUCUCCGCCUCCCACACGCCCAUCUCUCACCUCCCCUUCCUCUGUGCUGUGCUCCCUUUGCAACCAGUUGCUGAAUCUCCAUGGGGAUACUCUUAGCUGACCCACAUUUUCCCGAAGGAUCCCCCUUGGAAUGCUGGGAUCUGACAAGAAGAAUGAAAUGAGGAACCAGAAAACUCCCCUGAAUGGGGCUGUGGAGUACAUGCACACAUGCCCUCCCCAGCAGGGCCCCUUCAGGACUGCCUCUCAAUUACCGUGGGCCAGCUUAGAGCCUGGAUAGGGCUAUCCAGCUUGCUCUUGGAUGAACUGUGACCUGUGACUUUUCCCAGAGCACUCUGAUUUGGGGCUGGCUGGUAGCUGCUGCGGGGAGCCUGCCAGAGAUUGUCACUUCUCCUUGGGGUAGGGAUGAGGAGAGUUUCUGGCUCUAUGUAGUCCCCACAUCUGCUGUGUCUACUCGGAAGUAUGGUUUGUGUGCAAGGUAGGAUAAUUUAGGUGAUGGCUGCAAACAGUACUGGUGAAUACAGACCAUGGGAGAGAGCAGGGCAGGGCUGGUGAGUUCCGAAGGGAGAACGCAGGAGCUACUGAGUGCUCAGAUCCCUUCACAGUGCUCAGUCAGGGUACGGCUGGAAAUCUGGAAGUCUGUCUGUAGCCUCCAGAAGAAUGCUCAGGGGAUGGGGACUAAAUGUGCCAUCAAGUAUAAGUUCUUCAGCUAAGCUGCCAGAUCCCCUCAAAGGCUGCCUCAUGCCAGCACACACCCACACCUCACACACACCCACACCUCACACACACCCACACCUCACACACACCCACACCUCACACACACCCACACCUCACACACACCCAUACCUCUUACACACCAGCAGGCACACAUGCAAGACAGGGAGAAGAGUCAGCCCAGUGCAGGGACUGGCUUUGAUGCUUCCCCUACAGGCUCAGUUUGUCUGUUUCCUCUUCCAUUCCAAGGCUUAAAUCCUUCCCUUGUCUCAGGGGAAUAAGAGAGAGUUAAAUGAAAGACAGUCCCAGGGGGUGGGACACGGAUGCCAGAGAGUCCCUAAGGGUCUGAGGUAGAGAGAGGGGACAGGCCACAGUUGUGCUGCUUCUGACACUCCGGCCUGAUACCAGCCCGGCACGUGGUCCAAAGGCAGUUGCUGGAGGAGAUGUGUAAGAGGAAGUUGUUGAGUCAGAGGGCCCUGUCCUUGAGAACAGUCUGACCUACAAAAGAGACUCGCGGUUGUGUGUGGUCUGGAUGGGAAAGGGGAAGGUGGAAGGGAGGGGACAAGAAAUGGAAAAGGACAUAGAUCAGCCGUCACCACAUCAAGCCAUCACCGUCCCCUCCCUGAGUGUGUGGAAAAGAGGAAGGACUGAGAUGGGCACACCUGGGCCACACUGACCCUAUCUCUACUGCUCACUAGGUGCUGUGUAGACCAGCCACAACAGACAUGGCUCAAGUGAGCUGCGAUGUCCCUUAAGGAACGCAGCAACUGUUGUGGCUGAUUUUUGACAAACCAAGUGUCCCGAUUUCAGGCUUAGAAAAGAAUGUCACCAAGCUGAGAGGUCAAUGGCUCAGCACAUCUUGUUCCACUGUCACUUCUGAGGUGUUUCAGGUUUUCAGGUGCAGGAAGGAAGACAAGGAAAUGAGGUAGAGAUGGUGGAUAGCACCCAACAGGACCUUAGCCCAGACAGGGUCAAAUGUUCUGGGUGCUAAGUGGAAUGACAGACAAAAAUGUCACAAGAGGACCCAAACUAGGGAGUGGUUGGUAUUCUACCUCUGAAGGAAGACCAGGAAGCUUGAUGUUUGUCCCAGGGUCUUGGCCACAUGUCUCUUCCUAGUGGCUCCAGUGCCUGCAGGCAGUGGGUACUCAGUGCAUGCUUCCAUGAAUGAAUGAAUGAAUGAAUGAAUGAGGUGUUGGCAGCAAGAGGAAGGCGUUUAACACAAAGACGAGUAUCACAAAAGUAUACAAGUGAGUGGAGCAGGGACCAUGGUGGGCACAGACAGGUGUCCUUCAGCUCAGGAGAGAGAAAGCCCAGUAAGCAGUAGAUACGGGAAAAGCAAAAAUAGAAGAAAAAAAAGCAGGCCAACAGAAACAGGGAAAUGUAAAACACGGUGACAGUUUUAACUCCAUCAGUUAUGAAACUAUAGUAAGUGGCUUGUGUUUGUGGCAUCCUGGCCUUGAUUUCAGAAAUGUGUAAUGACCUCAGAAAUGCCUGCAGCUGCCACGGGGUAGGAAAAAGUAAAUGAUGUGUAAAUACAUAUAUAUCAUCUCAUUUGUAAUAGAAGCUAAAGUCUGAAUGUUUAGUGUGGUCCUCCUGAAGGUGGGGAACCUAAGUGUGAUUUUUCACCUUACUUUUCUGUGUUUUACACAAUAAAUGUCUUUACUUUUACA